Molecule: messenger RNA, 779 nt
Organism: Drosophila nasuta
Lineage: Eukaryota; Metazoa; Arthropoda; Insecta; Diptera; Drosophilidae
Product: adult cuticle protein 1-like
Exons: 2
Coding region: 102-530 (142 amino acids)
Source: RefSeq, a predicted model, not a curated record
GGCUUGAUCGACUGGCUAUAAAACUGGCGACAGAAUCAACAAGAGAUCAGUUCAGAACAAGAGUUCAACAAGAGCACACACAACAAACCAAAACCAUCAACAUGAAAUUCGCUAUCGCAGUCAUCUUCACUCUGGCCCUCGCCAUGGGAGCUCAGUCCUCGGUGAUUCCUCUGAUCUCUCAGCUGGCUGGCCAUGGUCUGUCCUACACCGCCGUCUCGGGUCCCGCUGUUGCCGCUCCCUGGGUGGCACCCGCUGCCCACUGGCCCGCUGCCGUCUCUGUUGGUGCCUGGCCUUCAGCAGUUGCUGCUCACGCUCCUGCUGUUGUUGCUGCUCACGGUGCUGCUGUUGUGGCUGCCCACGCUCCCGCUGUGGUUGCUGCCCAUGCUGCUCCCGCUGUUGUUGUUGCUCCCGUUGCCCAUGAGGGUGUCUACACCGCCCAGACUCGUGGCGCUGUUCACACAGCUCCUCUGUCUGGCCACAUCCAGUCGGUGGCUUCCAUCAACGCUGCCCCCGCCCCCGGCACCAUCUAAGAAGUUUCUACUCAGGACUCAGGAUUUACGAUAUUGACCAUGGAACUGCCAAAAGCUGAUGCCAAAGGACAUCACAACGAUUUGAUUACCAUACUAUGAAUACGCAUUGAAAUGUUGUAAAUACCCACAUAUCUACAUAUGUUAUAUAAACAGGGCACUCGCACCAGCCAUUCCUAAAAAUUUCCUUUCGACUCGCACUCGCAACUCUGAUAUUUAUUGCAAAAAAAUUAAAACAUUUUCGUAACAAAA